Molecule: messenger RNA, 282 nt
Organism: Diversispora eburnea
Lineage: Eukaryota; Fungi; Glomeromycota; Glomeromycetes; Diversisporales; Diversisporaceae
Source: the annotation of a GenBank genome assembly
GUCACAGCUGAAGGAAUGAUUAUAUCAGAUUCAAUAGUAAAAGAAAAAGGUCAUCAAUUUGCACAAGUUUUUACGAUACCAGAUGAAUCAAUUACAUUUUCAAACAGAUGGGCUACUAAAUUUAAACAGCAUAAUAGAUUAAAAAAAAUUAUAAUGUAUGGUGAAGAAGCAAGUGCACCAUUAGAAAACUUAUCUGAAGAAUGGAAAAAAUUACAAGAAUUUCUCUCCAAUUAUAAUUCAGAAGAAAUAUAUAAUGCUAACAAAACAAGUUUAUUCUAUUGA